Messenger RNA from Gilbertella persicaria, 1618 nucleotides. Its product is annotated as Alpha/Beta hydrolase protein. The transcript is spliced from 3 exons. The record is from RefSeq and is a predicted model, not a curated record. Bases 210 to 1568 code for a protein of 452 amino acids. NCBI's taxonomy places the organism in Eukaryota, Fungi, Mucoromycota, Mucoromycetes, Mucorales, Choanephoraceae. Gene Ontology annotation, molecular function: hydrolase activity, acting on ester bonds.
ACCGCAUUUUCAUAUGAUUCUUUUUAUUUUAUUUUUCUUCUUAUCUUUACUAUGAUCAAGAUUCCUAUUCUAGACCGUUUAACAAUGAGAGACUAUCAAGGGUAAUAAUAAAAACACCUAGUUGAACCAUAUCACUCACUUAGAAUAAGUCUCUUUUUUACUAUCCUGUUCUUUUUGUAGAGAGUAUUAUUCGCCUGAUUGUCACUGUGAUGCCUCGGUUUAUUAUUCACAGUAUUGAUGCGACCAUUAAAACUGUAUUUCCAUGGUUGCAAAAUACAGAGCAUAAACCUCACGUCAGUCCUUUAGAAAAGGCACAAACCUUUGAGAAUAUGGUGAAACACUGGAAGAACUAUGACUGUGAACAGCAUAUUGUGCGUACAUUGGAUGAUUAUCUGCUAUGUGUUCAUCGUAUUCCCUCUGUUAAGGCCUAUGCUGCUAAACAAGAGAGGGACACCAUGAUCUACACAACAAAUGAAAUUCGAGUCCAAGAGAACCUAAACCAAUUUAAGCCUAAGCAACCCAACUAUACUGGGAAACCUGUUGUGUUACUUCAUCAUGGCUUCUUGAUGUCUUCUGAAGUAUGGGUGUCCAAUACAGAGGAAUACAGUAACCUACCGUUUAUUUUGGCUAGAGAAGGUUAUGAUGUAUGGUUAGGUAACUCAAGAGGCAACAAAUACUCUCAAUACCAUGUUCAUUUGAACCCAAAUCAUCAACCAUUUUGGAACUUCUCUAUCAAUGAAUUUGCUAUGCGUGAUUUACCUGAUACAGUAGACUAUAUCUUGGCUCAAACAGGUGCACCCAACUUGACUUAUAUUGGGUUCUCUCAAGGCACUGCUCAAGCAUUUGCUGGUCUGUCUAUCAAUGCAGACUUGAACAAGAAGGUCAAUCUGUUUAUUGCUCUAGCACCUGCCACCACACCCAAGGGACUCAGGCACCCUUUGAUUGAUGCAUUUGUGAAAGCAACACCCACUGUGAUUUAUCUGAUGUUUGGCAGAAAAACACCUCUCAAAGUAGCUUUGUUUUGGCAGCGUAUCAUUAGCCCACCUUUGUUUGUCAAAGUGAUUGAUGCCUGUGUCUCUUUCUUGUUUGGAUGGACAGGUAGAAAUAUGACAUCAAGUCAAAAAACAGUGAGUUAUCAACACUUGUAUUCUCUUACAAGUGUCAAAUCGCUUGUGCAUUGGUUCCAAAUCAUUCGUACAGGUCAAUUUCAAAUGUACGACGAAAUGCCUAGUCGGUUGCCUUAUCAUACUGUCAAUACAGUAGCAGAUCAUGUUCCUCCUAGGUUCCCUACACUUCAGAUCAAGACACCCAUUGCUAUCUUUUACGGUCAAUCGGAUUCAUUAGUGGAUUUUGAUGUCUUGUCGGCUGAUUUGCCGUCCCCUUUGGCUUAUGUUAAAGCAGUACAGAAAUGGGAGCAUUUAGACUUUUUAUGGGCUGAGGGGAUUGAGAAGAUUGUGUAUCCUGAUAUACUGAAGCUUUUAUCGCAUUUUAACCCGGGUGUUAAGCCUUCAUUGAACGAUAAACAAGGACUCAAGCAUAAUGAUAUGGAAGAAGAUGCCUCAAAUUAAAUAAAUUUCUAUUUGUAAGCAACUCCGCUUGCUUUUUUGUCCUUGGCGCA